Toxoplasma gondii ME49 is the source of this 12558-nucleotide messenger RNA. Its product is annotated as ubiquitin carboxyl-terminal hydrolase. The record is from RefSeq and is a predicted model, not a curated record. NCBI's taxonomy places the organism in Eukaryota, Apicomplexa, Conoidasida, Eucoccidiorida, Sarcocystidae. The transcript has 3 exons. Gene Ontology annotation, molecular function: cysteine-type deubiquitinase activity. Gene Ontology annotation, biological process: protein deubiquitination. Bases 1350 to 12158 code for a protein of 3602 amino acids.
UCGGUGGACAAAGUAAGGGCUCGUCUUCCUGCCUUAAGUGCCACACAACGCAAGGGGGGUAAUCGAGAAAACCGUCAGCUGCCGACUGAGAGGCCAACAUUCUACUGUCAGCCUCUCCCCGUGGUCGCGUUCCGAUUUCUUUCGUUUAUGAAGUCUGUGGAGAACCCCUUAGCAAGCGCACUGCGUUUGUAGAGGCGAUCUUUUCUGUCCACCCGGAAAAUUUCCGGAAGCCUUUCCGUUUUCCAGCCUUAGAGUCCUGUAGCUUCCCUCCCGCCCUUGGGAAGCCUGUGCUGCUCAAACAGCUGUAAUUGUUGUCGGGUCCCCCCAAGCUACGCUGUCUUCAACUCUUUUCCCGCAAAAAAGCAGAGCUUCUUAGGCUGCCAUUGCUGUGUAGUCCGUAUCGAAUUGUUUCGGCCGGCCCCCGUCGUGAACUUCACACGCCUUAUCGUGCUUAUUUGUGCGCGAAACGUCGACCUGUAUCCUGCAAAUCACGGGGUGCCUCAGCCAACAUCCGAGGGGGGCCUUUGCCCAGGGUACCAAUCAUUUAUCCCAUCCGCGCGAGUUGUGUUUCUGGGCGUGUGUCCGUUUUUCUGAAACACUGGCUGUUCGAAUUCCAACUGUGCCGCACUCUGCACAUGCGCACAACAGGCGAACUCUCGUCCCAGUUUCUGAUUUCUAUCCCCGUUCUUUCGUCUGCGUGCUCUUGUCCGUUCUCAACCGUCCAUGUUCCACACUGUGUCCGUAUGGCCUCGCGCACUGUCUUUUGCACGGUUUCUGGCAAGCUGAGAUAUCGGGAUUCUUUGACUCGAUGUGAGCCCGUCCUCAGGCGACUCACAGCUCGGCUUCCAGGUGGUCGCUUCCCAGGUUUACCGCAAACUUAAUUGCUGUCGGCGAGCUCAUGCGCGUUGUCUGAAGCUGUAAAGCCCGCUCGUCACGUGAACGCCACACGCCUAGUCCCCCCGCCCAACCCCCCCCCCCCCGCCACCUGCGCCGAAAUCCGAUGGUGGUCUAGCCAUCUGCACGCCUUCUUGUUCCUGUUCCGCUGUCAUCCCGUCUAUAUAGGAAAAGAGGUUCCGCUUCUUCAGAGAACUGCGGAACUGGGGCUGUUGUCAACUGUCAGAGUCCGUCCCGGAGUCGCGCAUUUUCCAGCUCUCUCUGGGAGGCGCCAAAAGACAACAUCCCUCGACUUCCCUUUCCGCAAACUGCGUGUGAGGCUUCUCACUCUUGGUCGCGUCCCCAGCGGUUCACUUCCUGCGCAGCACUUGGCUUCUCCGCGAUUCAAGCAACUUGCGGGCGCCUCAGCGUGUGUCAGCGCCUUCGGCGACCGCCGGGCGCCUCUCCUCGUCAGAAUGCAUGCAGAGGGACAUUCUUCCCGGCAGCUGCCGUCGACUUCUGCCGAGCCGCUGGUCUGGUCGUUCUGCUCUGCACCUCAUGCCCAGGUUCCCUACGCGGCUGGCAGACCGACGGCGCAAGCGGCGUUUCCGUACGGGGCGCAUGCCGCGGUGUCGAGCGACGGGUCCUUCGUUCCCGCCCAGCUCUCCAGCGCCGAUGGCGCCUGCGGGGCUCUCCCAGGUGUCUCUACACCGGGAUACACGGCUUUUGCGUGUUCUGCAAGUGCUCAGGAAGGGGCGCGGAACCUCCGGUGCGACAUGCCGGCUACUCGGUCUGGCGGGGACACUCCGAGUCUGGCUCACGGCGGCUCGUGGCCAGUUCAGGCGCGCGGUCUCUACACUGGAGAGGGCGGGAACUUCUGGCUUCCAGUGAGUCGGCCGGACGCCCAGGCCGCACAGGUCCACGGUCUGUCUCAGGCGGUCCAGCGCUCUGUCCUCGCGAGGGAUACCGCACCGUUCGCGUCGUCGCACGCCUUCUCCGGUCAGAACGCAUUUGCAGAGGGGUCUUCCCAAGUCCAGGCGACCGCGGAAGUCCGGCCCCCGACCAGCGUGUCCAGCUCGGGUGCGGAGGUCCCAACAUUUGCGUUUUCGAGUGACCCAGGGGCCGUGAACCAUUCAGGCGGCUUCCUGCCUGCGCCUCAGAACUUGACAGGCAGUUUCCUGCGUCAGGAGGAGGCCUCGCGCGUUGCGUUCGCAGGCGCGGGGGACGCGGCCUCAACGUGCACGAACCGGUCAAGGGAAACCCUCGGCUCGGGGAGGGCGGCGCCAGGUUCACGCGAUGGUGGAAACGCCGACGCUGUUUCCGAUCAAAACCGAGGAGGCGAGGAGCACUGCCCGCUGCCUUCCUUGGCGUUUGCUGGAACAGCUGCGCGAGACGUGCACUGCGCUUCAGAGCCACCGUCGCUGGCGGAAAGACUCGGGGGAGGAAAAGCCGGCGACGCUGGGGUGUAUGUACACCCCGGGGAGACGAACCGCGGGGCGACCGGCGGCUUCAAGCUUCCGCCUCACGCGCCAGAAACGCCGUUUUCGCAGGCAAUCCCGACAAAGUGUGUCGACGCGAGAGGCUUCAUCACGCACUCCGAGGAGGUGAUGAUCGGCGUCGAAAGGCCGAAUGCGAGUCAGAGGCAGCGGACAAUCCCCGACGCGGCUCAUCAACUAGGUGACCACGCGUCGGGUGUACAUACACCUGGCGCCGUGUUGACGGCGGACCCGCCGAGUUGGCACGGAGGCGCGCCGGUUCCCGCCCCCUUCGUUCACCCAUCCGUGGUGCAGCCUCUCACGGAAAACGGUUUCCACGUGCCUGCGGGAGAGUGGAGUCGCAGCAGACCGCAGGCACAUCGUCGCGAUUCUGGCCUGCACGCUUGCACUGAUUUCGCAAGUCCACCGUGCCCGCACCCGCUCGCAGAGGUGCCUCGUCACGCAACGGACGUCUGUCGCCCGCUUUCGUGGUCCGAGCGGAGAACUGAUGCGCUGCUUGCGAGAACGGAGGAGUGUCCUCCAGAGCUGUCGCCGGCCCCGAAGAAACGCAGACGCAUCAAGAAAGACAAGGUUCCGUCGACGUCUGCCACUCAAACUGGGUCUUUUUCUUCAGCCUCUGACUCCAGAACCCACGAGCCGGCGCCGACCGGGGCAAAGGUCAAACGCAUUCGGCCUGCGACCGCGGCGGCGGGCUCAAACACCCGACAGCUGCAGAUGCACCCACCGGAGGUGCUGUCUUUCUCGCCCUCCGAAGACACCCCGGAGAAGCGGACAAAGGAGAAGCCUCGGUCCCCGGAAGUGGGCCACGAGCGAAUUGGCGACGCGGCGCUUGGCGUGCCCGCACCGCCAGAAGGCCGAAACAGCGUCAACGCCCCGGACGGAGUCGGUGCCUCAAGCUCGCAGGAAAGGUCUGAGUUUAUCACAGAGAGACAGGAGGAAGCUGCAGCCACUCAAUCGUCUGCUGCCACCGCGUCUGUGUCAAUUCAACGCUCCCAGGCGGUCGCUCCUGAGCCCCCGCUCGGCCCUCCGGCGCCUGCUGACAGUUCGCAGCUCCCUUCUGCCUCUUCCGUGUCUCUGCCUACAGCUGCUGCUCUGACCCGUUCCCUCUGUGUCUCGCCUGCCCUCCCAUCAGCGCCUUCUUCUUCUCCGUCCUCCUCAGACCCCAGCGAUCCCAGCCCCAGUUCAAAGGCCGACGGGCCGCAGGCGCUGAGGGACGCCUCUCCUGGCGAAAGCCGCGAGGCAGUCCCUCCUUCCGCCUCGUUGAAUGAGCCACAUGAUCCGCGUGAGCUGCAUGCACAGGCGUCGAGUAUCUCCGCUUCGCUUGAGACUGUGGUGCCGCGGAGCCGGGUGCGCGCGCGGCCGCGGAGUCUCUUCGGCAACUGCAGGCGGCCGGGGAGGCGGCCGCGUCGGCCGGAGAGGGGCGGGGAGCCGGAGAGAGGGGCGAGUCUCGUCAAGACAGUGGAGGGCUCUGGGGCUCCAGGGGUGCCUUGCAGCCGAAGUCCCUCGGUGCAUGCGCGGAGCUCGCCUGCGUGCGUCGUGGUCGGGUACGGCGCCGUGAUGCCCACUCGCGAGGUGGCUGGCAACUCGCUGAUGGGUUUAAUCAACCUUGGGGGCGGGAGUUGCUUUCUGAAUGCGGUUCUGCAGUGUCUAGCGAACUGCCAGCCCCUCCGGGACUUCUACCUGCAGUGGGCGGAGACUCUCCCGCCACGCGAGUUGUUGGGCAGACAGUACGCGGUGUACACGAAGCACCUGGAGCGCCUGGCGCCCUUCUCUCGACGCAGGGUGAAGCGCAGACCCCAGGAGGAGCGCGGCGCCGUCUGCACCUCGAUCAGCUGGGAGCUGGCCACAGUCAUAAACCACAUGUGGAGACAGUCCGGCUCCGUCAAGUUCCUCAAACCCGACGCCCUGUACCAGGCCUGUUGCCGGAUCAUGCCCGACUUCGACCCACACGAGAUGCAAGACAGCGACGAGUUCCUCCGGCUUCUCCUCGACAUUCUUGAUGCGGAACUUCGCGCUGCGGUGCUUCAGUUGCCUCUCGAAGAUGUGUUGCUUCUCCAGAGACGCCCCACCAAGUGGCAGUCAGACGACGGCAGUCCCCAGGUGCCAGGCUCGGAAGCGGCGUCCUCUCGAACCGGCUCAGUGUCAACUCUUGAGACUCCUCCGAUGUCCGACGUGGUUUCCUCCGGCUCAGGUUCGCCUUCCUCCCCUUCAGCUUCGCACGCCGCUUCUCCGGUCUCCUCGCCGCUGCCCAGGUCCUCCACGGCUCUGCAUACAGAAGCUUCUGCCCUCCCGCCCCCUGUAAAAGGGGUCCGCCGCUCGGCCGACGCGGCCCGAGAACGUGCGUCCGCGGCGUCUGCAACUGCAUGCGCGUCUUCCGAAGCUGCAUGCGCGAGUCUCCCGCGGGCGCUGCAGGAGGCGUACCGGGCGCGAGUGAAGCAGGAAGCGACUGUGGACUCAGAAGGUGUGUCUGGGUCUCGGGAGAGCAGGCCGUUGACGAAGGCUGAGGCCGGAACGCUGCCGAAUCCGGAAGAGAAGUCCGCACACAAGCGUGAAGAGAGCACCACGUCCGGAGAGAAGGCCGCGCCGAGGGUGACCAGCAGCACUGUGGACGCAGUGCAGACCUUGUUCUCGCUGGUGUUCGAGGGCGGGGAAGUCGACGAGGUGCGGUGCAGCGCCUGUGGCAGGCGAACGGCGACGCUGGUCCCCUUCAAAAGUCUCGCGGUCGCCAUGACUCAGGAGGCGCAACAGCAGGCGUGCUACUACUCGAGCAUGCGUGCGAAACCUGCGACCUUCUCCUCGGAACUCGUGCCAGUCGACCUCGUCGAGUGUCUAGACAGACACUUUGCAGACGACGCAGACUCCCUCAAGCUGUCGACAGGCGAAGGGUACUUCUGCUGUCGCUGCCAGCGGAAGCAAGACGCAGUGAAACGCUGUUGCCUCGUCAAGGACCACCUGCCCUUCGUUCUCUGUCUCACGCUCAAGCGCUUCGUCCGCGGACACGACACCUACAAAAUCUGGAACCCGGUGCGUUUUGGCGAGUUCCUGGACCUCUCGAAAUACGUCCGCUCAGACGCCUUCCCGGCUCCGACGGGGACUGAGAAGCAGCCAGGGGGCGCUGCGGACCCUGCUGGCGCUGGAGGAGACAUUCGAAGCGGACGGGUCUCCUGGUCCGCCUCUGGAGACAGUGCAGAUGCGAAGAUGGAGCGAGGGGGCGAGGCCGCGAGUGCCUUGGCGCCGGUGGGAACUCCGGGAGGCAAACAAGGGCAAGAAUGUGGCGGAGGUCCCACUGCGAUUCAGGCGAAGGUGGAACAGAAAUCGCAGUGCGAGUUUCCUCGCCUCUCAGGGGGCUUGUCUCUUUGUUCAGAACCUGGCGAGUGGAGCGCGUCACGCUACGCAGCUUCGACCGCUGCCUGGCGGGGCCCGGACGCCCCGGGGGCGGUCGCGGCUUCGCUCCCGCGCGGUGCACUUUCACUCAGCGCCUGCUCCUCGUCUGCAGGUGGAAGGACUUCUACCGGCGAUUCUUCGCAGGCGGACUCCCCGCCGGCUUUCCGAGACCGACAGGCCCCCACCCUGGCGUGCAUGGAAGCAGGCAGACCUGCUGGAGGAGCCGAAGCGAAGGCGUCGAUGGCUGGCUCUCCUGCGAGUGGACUGGAAGGGAUCCGUUCCAGAGACGGGAGAGACACCUGGACCCACAUGUCGGAGUCCUCUGAAGCCGAAUCCGCUAUGAAGAGGGAGAAGAACGAAGGGGAAGCCUCUGGCGACUCCAGGAGCGCGUGCAAGUCCGAUACGCGCGACCCUGAAUCGUCUCUGUAUCGGUAUUGCCUGGUGGCGCUGAUUGAGCACGAGGGACCUGCGACAGACCAGGGGCACUAUGUGUGCUACGUCAAGCACCUCGAAACCGGUCAGUGGUUCAAGGCUGACGACAAACUUAUCACGCUCGUGGAUCUUUCCCAGGUGCUCGCUGCAGCCCCGUACAUGCUCUUCUACGAACGCGUGCGAACCUCGGAGUCGAUGCGGUCGUACCCGUUCUUCGUCAGCGACGAAGCCUCUGUGAGGUCUGAGAAGCAUGAACAAGGAGACACACACGCAGAAGGAGACACUGAGGGCGCGAGCAGCUCGACGUUCGGCCCUGAAAACAGAAAGGCAAGAGCCUGGAGAAGAUGCGACUGGUCGUCCUGGACGCAAAGAGUGAAAGAGAUUUCCGUUCCGAGCGACCUCUUUGCAGAUGACGACAGUGGAGGCCCGAGUUCCUCGUGCACUCGGCAGCCGUCUCCGGAGCGUUCGCCGGGAGACAGCGACACUCGGGGGUUGUCUCCGGCGUCUGCGAUGUCGGGGAGCUCGGGCCGCCGCGCUCGCUCCGAGGCGCCCGGUGGCGUCCCGCCGUCUCUCUUCUCUUCUUCUUGUGCUUCGCAGGCUCUUGCAGCCGCAGGCAAGGCCCCACGAGCGGCCGGCGGGCGAGCGGGCCUGAGAGAGGCCGUUGGCGCCUCGAGUGGGGCUGUGAGGAGCCGAGUCGGGGUGUCGUCGAGUCGCGGAGCUUCUUGCACCUCUGCGUCUGGAGCCGCGGCGCCAGAGGGCCACGGUAGCUUCAGUCCAGAGGCCGCAUGCAGGGCGAGAGAUCUUUCAGGGGAGUCGGAAGGAGGCUCGACUGUCGCCGAGGUGGCUGCGGCCCAGCGAGAGCCAACCUUCGCGCCGACACCGACUUCGCCGCAGGGCUCCACGGAGCCUGCGAGCCGCGGCCGCCCGGAGACACAGAGACCCUCGGAGAAGGCGUUUCCUCGCCGUGUGGGGCUCCUGGAGCCGGAGCAUGUGUCGACGCUCCCUCCGGCAAGCGAAGCCGCCCCGUUCGGCUCUGCAGGCUCCAUACGCGUCCUCUCUGGAGGCGAGACGGAAGCGAAAGUGAGGAGUCUCUCUCAGAUGGAGAGAACCGAGAGAAAGCGAGGCGCCGUCGAGGCGCCCCCAAGAAGAAGGGCCAGUGUCGAGGGCGGGGGCAUGGGGCUCACGGCUGCAGACCGCGAGGUUCGGAGACAGGUGGAGGCGUCUCUUCUUACAGAAGCGGUGAACUACCAGAUAGAAAAGGGUAGGGAAUCUUCAAGAGGCAAGGCGCCUUCCCCAACUUGCGAGAGCGCCGCUGGCGCUGGAACAGAUGGAAAGGUUGCUGAAGUGAAAUCGUUCCUUCCUAGAGAAAAAUCGGUUUUCCUAGGGGAAGGCAGCGAGGAGGAGGCGAAGCGAUCGGGGUCUUUCCAGAAGAACGAGAAGGACACGGACACUGCAUGCAUCACCUCUGUGAAAGGAGUGGCUGCUGUCGACCCCUGUGGGGGUGUUUGUCCUGUUUCAAAACCUGAUGUCUCUCAGAAGGCCUUUUCGGAGACAAGCGAGCCGCCCGACCGCCAGAGUGGGUUGGGCUCGACCGCGAGCAAGGCCUUCGCAGCCACGCCUCAGAGACCCUCUGAGGUGUCUCUUCCAGCCCCAGACUCGGGCGCUGGCGUCGCUGUUUCGCCGCCUCUCUGGACGGGAGCACAGCCGAGUUCGUGUGCGGUCUCCGGCUUUGCUGUGAGUGCCUCGAAGCCCGAAAACGCUGUCCCCAUCUCGACACCGGGGUGGCAUGUGCUCCACGCCUCUACGAGCUUUCCACAAGGCCCUCCUGCGUUCCAAGGAGACAGUUAUCUCCGAGAAGGUUUCGCCCCCGCGGCUAGACUCCCCGGCGGUUCCUCAGUCUCCAGCUCAGGUGGAAAUCCAGUGGACUCACCUCACGUGACUCAUGGAGGGCCACCGUUAGGAGACAGCUGGAAGGUCCAACCUGGGGCUCACCCUCCGCAUGUUGUGUGGGGUUCGCAGGGUAUCCCAGAAUCACGCUUGCAUGCGUACCCGCGGGCAGACGGCUCCCAACAAGGCUUCGCGGUUCAGGUGGCGGCCGACCUUCAGAGUGCGCAAACGCCAGGAUUCUCCACGCAGUGGUUGCAGGAGACUACGCGAAGCGCCGAAGAAACAGUCCGGACAGGCACCGGGGCACCUCCGACAGCGGGGACGCCCUUGGCUGUAAAGGGCGGAGGUCCCCAAGUCUCUCUGGACUCACGAGAGGGACAAGGCCGACGGCGAGAGGGUUCAGGGCCUCCCGCGGAGACAGGUGCGCCUGUGUGGCCUGUGGGGGAGAGGCCGGUGGACGGCGGUACUGCGGGUGCCACCUGGAAGCAGGCGACCGAAAUCGAAGGUCUUUCUGCAAAGCCGCAAGUUGCUUCAGCUCGACCGGAAGAAAACAUAGGACCUGGAGGAGUCGACAUAGCUCCUGCGUCUUCAGUCGCUUCUCACGCGGACCCAGUUGCUCCGAGUUCCGGAGUAGAUUCAGCGUCUGCGCCAGAAGACGCUCAGGCUGCCGCGAAGGCUGCGGCCGCAGAGAAAGCUGCUAAAAGACGGCGACGCGCGCGCCAACUCCAACAACAAAAUCGAAGGCUGAAGAAUGCAGAAGCUGCGGAAGUGGAAGCUGCAGCGGCGCAUGCUGCACUGCCUUCUGUUGGAGGUGGAAGGGAGCCUGUGGCACAUGCAGCGGAGAUGGGACUCGCGGCCUCGGAGGCUGCGAGAGGGGGGAUUUCUACGACCGCGCCAGGGUCGGGGAUUUUUCCUCAGCAGCAGACGCAGGCUGGACAGGCGUACGUGGGCGUCGUCCCUUACCCGGGAGCAGCAGGUAGAGAAGUCCCGCACGGACAUCCUGGAGUGGCGUUUUCAGAAGGAUUUGCUGUGACUCCUGCAUGCGCGCCAUUACCGCAGGGCCUACCAGGACAGGGCUACAGGGCCGGUGGCCAGCAGCUGGGGACUUCGACGCUGUACACUUGGUCCGGGGCCCCUGGGAAGUUGUACGGACAGGGCACUAGUCACGUCAGUAGCCCGUCUCUGCCCCAGCUGCAGUCGCAUGCAGUCCAGUGGAAUGCGUCCUUCUCGGUUGCUGCAGCGGCUCUUCAAGAGGCUGCUGCAGCCGCCGCGACAGACGCCGGAGCGCAGGGUGAAGCUGCGAAGCCGGUCGCUGCACCGACCCCUCCGAGGCGUCGCAAGAAGAACGGAUCUGCUCCGGAAACGGCAGGCGCAGCUCGCGUCGAAGGUUUGUCGGUGUCCAUACAGGGCGGUGUCUCGCAGCCGGUGGGGGGCUGGAAUCCCUCGCAGCAUUUGCCUCAAGGGCCGCUGCUGUCGGGCACCGCGCUCGGCCCGAACCCCACCGUGUCCAGAAGCGAGGUCGAUCACGGCCGUGGUGCUGUCGGCAAUUUCCAGGCUCCUAGCCAGCCUGGAAUGUCGGACUAUCUGGGGGUUCACAUGCAAGUGCUGGGUGCUAGCGGCGCUUCUGGGGCGGGAGACUGCCGUGCAGUCUUCGCCUCGCAAGUGCCUUGCGCUGGAACCAGCUCGGGACCGAGGUCGGGAGAGCCGCAGUUCCCUGGGGCGUGUGGAGGCGCAGCGACUUCGGCGUCGUUCUACGGAAGCGACGGGGCCUUCUCGAGCUCGGCGCCGGUCAUGGGGCACUUGCCGUCGGUCGCCGGCCCCCAGGGGUUUUUGCCUUCUGCCACGGCGGAGCAGGCGAGAGCGCCUGUGCCCUGCGGUGAAUCAGUGCAGCCUCCGAAGAAACCGCCUCGGAAAAGGCCGCCUGCGAACAAGGCGGUGCAGCCCCAGGCGCAAACAGAGAUCGCUCUUUCGGCCUCGCAGCCGAGUGCAUGCGCCGGCACCUUGGGCGAGAAACACAGCGAGUUCUCCACGCCCCACGGGCACCUGCGACAGGACGGAUUCGAAAGCUCUUCGAACUCCGUGGGGACUUCGUGGGCGCUUCAGACGACUCCGGACAGUGCCGCGGGACGGCCGCGAGAAAUGCAACGUCAGGGCGUUUCAAAACCCCACGGUCUGGCAAGCGCGCCUCCGAGCCUCCCGCAAACCUGCGCGGUGCCCAUGGGCUACAAAAGUGGGCCUUUUCCGCAGCCGUCCCUGCACGCGCUUCCAGCGGCAGUAACUGGCGGGACCCAGGGGUUUACGGGUGGUGUAUGUACACAUUGUGGGAGACCGGCGACUGCGACGGAGCAGGGCUUUCAGCCUUCCUGUUCGUGCGCCACGAGGUUUUUCUCAGCUUCCCGAGAAGGGUUCGCUGCCCAGAGCGGGGUGACCACCGCAGGCGCCACAUGGCCCAGCCACGUUUUUCCUGGCGAGAGAAAUCCUUCCGGGGAUCUACUACCGCAGGCGCGCCCCGCGCAUGCAGCCAUUGGCGAAGAACGUGUCUUACCCCAGCCCGCGUUCGUCGGGACUGUGGAUUCGAACCAACAACUCCAGCUGAACUACCCCAGCACUCAGUACGGGUGGCCGGCGUCCGCAGGGCGAGGCACAAACCCCAGUGCUUCAGGGUUUGUCGCGUCUCACUUCCCCGCGCAGCCAAGUCCGAGAGGAGCGGAGCGACAGGGGCCAGGCGCCCCGGCUGCGGCUGUCCCAGCACACCAGCUGGGUGUGGCCUGGGGGACACAGGCGCGAGCGCCGGCUGUCCAGUGCAUGCAGAGUUCGUCGAGUGGUCGCGCUGGGGGCGUCUCUGCAGAAGCGAAGAAGCGAAGCAGGAAGAAGAAGCCGAGCGCGCAAGACGCGAGCGUUAUGAAGAGCAGCCAGCAGCCUGGGGAAGUCGCCAGCGACGCAGGCGUCGCAGCGACCGUGGAGGCGGCGCGUCUCAACCCAGCGUCUCAGGCUCACGACAUAGCGUUUCAGGAGUGCUCACCGGCAGCGCCUCGCGCCAAGAGUCGCGCCACCAAAAGCGUGGACAAACCAGAACCUUCGGUGUCGAGUGAGAGGCUGACGGGGACGCCUGAGGCGAUUGCGCGCGUAUUCACUGACGAACACAGUUUGCAAGGAAUGCCCGCUACGCAGCUCGUGCAAGCCUCCGGUUCGCAUGCGCCUUGCCCCAGGCAGACUCACCAGUACUAUCCUGGGGACCUGAUGAGCAAGGGGCAUGGAGAUCGGCGAGACCACACCUCAGCGACAGACCAGUCGUGGGCAGGCGGAACUUUUCGAGGGUUCCAGAACCACGUCGAACCCGUCUCGCCGGUCAAAGCGACGAGUGCUCAAGAGUCUUUUGUGCGCGGGCAACAGACAGAAGGGCAAAGCUACGCUUGGGGCUGGACGGGAGCGAGCGUUGGAGGCACUUCUUGUCAUCAGACCAACUUCCAUGGCGCUGCUCAACCAGCCAUGGUUCAAGCUUUUGGGUCUACCGCCGUCUCUCAAGUGUUGCCCUCCACAGUUCCAGGCAGCCGGGACGGCCGGGGGCACUUUGAGAAUAACGGGCUCCAGACGCGGCCGGCGAUGGGCGUUCCUUUACCAAAUUCAGAAAGUGUGUAUCAUCACGGAGGGGUGGCAGUUACCCAUUUACCUGCCUCUGGCGAGGCGCUUUUGCAGCAACAACAACAGCACGCCGUCUACGCGGGUUCCACAGUUCCCAAAACCCAGAACGUUUUUCAAGAAGACGCGCGGCAGUACUCCACGGGAAUGUCAAUAUCGGGACCUGCGUUUUCUCACGGUCUUCGCGCGGUUCAGUCAAUGCCAACUGUGAACUACAACAAAGUGCCUGAAGCAGGUAGGCUCGGCGCACCGGCACCGGCGAAUCAUCCAGAGGGAGCUGCUGCUGGCAUGAUUUGCGUAUCGGCACCAUCCCAUGUAGGAAUGGACGCCCAGCAUUUCCCUCCGGGGGUCGUUUCAGCCGGUGGUUUCUACCAAGCCGGGUAUAAAAGUUCUCAGAGAUUUUUCGUGGACGGCGCUGGUGAACCAAUGCGGACCCGACCACCGUAAGCCGGUCGGGUGUCUAGACACCGAAGGCGUGGACGCGCCAACUUUUCGGUAGCGGACCUAGAAUGUGUGAUGCGUGCUGCAGGUAGUGGUUUGUUUGUCCGACGUCCGCAUUUUCAUUCAGCCUAUAACACCGGUUUAAGCCUUGACACAGAAUCUGCGCAGAGCAGCUCUCUGGGGCGCUGAACAGAGCAUAACUUUGUUCGACGUUCUCGGCCUCUCGACACGAUUUGGACGCUGAUCUCGGGUGUCCUUGUAAAGGGAUUCCCUGGCGACGGUGGCAUGUAUCAUGAAACGUAGUUCGAGAUUCGACGCCAGGGAAAAAAAAGCUUACUGGAUGUUUCAGUUUCGACAAGCAUAUUCACAGAACGAAGCAGCUCGAAGAGUGGCAGAACAAGUCAGC